AUGCCCAACCUAUUGCCACAGCCGUAUGCUGGCACCCGGAUUGCCUUCCGUCUGGUCUACCCUGACAUACAAGGCUCGAACCGGCCUGGCGCACAAGGACGCUAUAUUUCUCGAGACAUUGGAUCCGUCAUAGUAGGCGCUCGUACAGCAAAUGAGGACGGCGAUAUGGGCGAUGAAGUCGGUGCAACGGUUGCAGAGGCCCUAAAGCAACUCAACGGUGACCCUGACAAGACUCUGAGCGAUGCUAAGUUUCUCAUUGGGGACUAUCAGCGCCACCACCAAUGUCUGGACCCGGAAGAGGACCGCCAGGCGCAUACGGCGGACGUGGUGAUUAUGGGUUUGGACGCGGCGGGAGAGGAGGAGGCGGAGGAAGAUAUGACGACAGAAGACCUUACGACGACAGGAGACACAGCGGAAGUGUACCAUCGGGUGAGUGGAGGCGGGGCGAAGCACCGCCAGAGCGAGAGUCUGGCUACGGCAGAGGAAGAGGAGGCGGUGGUGGUGCUGGAGGAGGGCCAGAUGGCAACUGGCAUGGCCGAGGAAGGGGAAGAUGGUGAUCUGUUGCUGGUCAACGUGUCACGCAACUGUGGACAGCAUGAUUAG
Molecule: messenger RNA, 603 nt
Organism: Ascochyta rabiei
Lineage: Eukaryota; Fungi; Ascomycota; Dothideomycetes; Pleosporales; Didymellaceae
Exons: 2
Coding region: 1-603 (200 amino acids)
Source: RefSeq, a predicted model, not a curated record